AGUAUUUUAUGAAAAAACCGAUGCGUUGAUUAUAGGCGUGGUCAAUUUCAGCCCAUCUCUAUUCAAUGUGCACUAAAAACAGAGAUCCACGGACCACGGUCGGUUUGCCACUGCGAUAGCGACCGUUUGCAGUUGACAUGUUGACAAGCAACAUACAUAACCUCCCGUUUAACCGAAUUCAAAUGAUUUAAAGUUAUGUCCGUACACAAUGUUGGAAACUCUAGUUUCUCUAGUGAAUGUAUUAAAAACGUGGUGCUUCCAUAUACUGUAUGGCAGCUACAAGACUGGCCACUUUCUGGUUAAAAGCUUCGGCCUUGCCUUGCAGCAUUUGCUUGGAUUUGGGGCGCAGUGCUUCAAUGUUUGCUCAAUAUUAUGGGAGUGUUUCCUCAUAUUCCUGCAGGACAAUGUGCAGAUACUGCACCAAGGCUUUAUAUUUCUCUCAGAUAGCCUGGACGUGGUCCUUAAAGUCAUCGGCUCCCUGUGUUGCAAAUUGUACAUACUUUAUCACUCGGUUACAACGUUGACGGUUUCAGUGUGCAGUGCAGUGAUCAGUGGAAUAACAGCAACCAUUGCGGGCGUAGGCUAUGUGAUUGUAUUUGUCAAAAAGCUUUUUAUCCUGUUUGGUUCCGGAGUGUGGUUCCUAAUCACACUGCUCCCUUUAAUGAUCGUCUAUAUUUGCAAGUUAGUUUCAGCCUUUAUACAGCAGCUAGUUCAAGAAACACGCGCCAUGUUUCACAGCGGACUUUCAGCCUCAAAACUCGCUAUCAAGGACGGUGUUAAUUUCAUUGUGGAUGUCCCCAUUCAGUCAGCUAUCGGCAUAGCUGUAGGCCUCAGCUUACUCUACGUUCUAUCCCAGUGCUACAGACUACUGGCCAGAAAGAUUACGCGCAAUGUCAGAGAAUUGAGGCGAUGGCGUCAACGCCCCAGGGCCUCAGUGGCGGAGCCUCUAAGGGCUCCGCAAGUGGCACCGUUGCCUUCACCCAAAUCAAGACAAAGUAACUUCGACCUGGAGGCCGAUAGUAAAGUUUGUGUGAUUUGCCAGGAGAGGAACAAGUGUGUUUUACUGUUACCAUGCAGGCAUGUUUGUCUGUGCACACUGUGUACCAGAGAGUUGAAAAGCUACGGGAAUAUUUGCCCCAUUUGCAGGAGUACCAUAAAUAGAACGAUGAAAAUAUAUGUGUAGGGUGGAUGAGCCCGAUUUUAUACACUUGGAUGCAAGUUUUACUAGUUUACUUAGUAUUUUUUACAAAGUUCGCCAUUUUAUAUAAAAAUAAUCACAUUCAACUACACGUUUGUACUUUGGAGACUGAUUUCGUAUAUACUAUAGUUUUCCCAUGAACAAA
Messenger RNA from Dendroctonus ponderosae (mountain pine beetle), 1343 nucleotides. RefSeq lists its product as uncharacterized. The coding region runs from base 209 to 1183 and encodes 324 amino acids. Gene Ontology annotation, molecular function: ubiquitin protein ligase activity. The transcript has a single exon. Gene Ontology annotation, biological process: ubiquitin-dependent protein catabolic process; protein ubiquitination. The record is from RefSeq and is a predicted model, not a curated record. NCBI's taxonomy places the organism in Eukaryota, Metazoa, Arthropoda, Insecta, Coleoptera, Curculionidae.